This is a messenger RNA of Klebsormidium nitens, 2048 nucleotides long. The record is from the annotation of a GenBank genome assembly. Lineage: Eukaryota; Viridiplantae; Streptophyta; Klebsormidiophyceae; Klebsormidiales; Klebsormidiaceae.
CCAGAUGGAAUCUUGGGAGAAUCUCCCCUUUCUUUCUCUCCCUCUCAUUCUCUCUCUCUUGUAAACAUGAGGGAAAGUUGAAACACAGUGUUCAAAAUAAAGUAGCAAUCUUUUCGUUCUGCUACGGCUUAGCUUUCUUCCUGAGCAACUCCCUGCACAUUUGUGCUGACCUCUUGAAGCGGCGCUCGUGACUCUGCGCCAGUCAUGGCGCAAUCCACGGCGAUAAGCGCAGGGAUAUCUGGCAGCGCGCGCUUCCUCCUUGAUUGCAAGGCAACCGGCCAGUCGUGUGCCACAAAUGCUCGGUAUGCCCUGCCGAAUCUGGAGAGCAAGUCUUUCCUGUGCGGUCAGAAUGCAGGCCUCAGAAACAAGGCAAUAUUAAGACAGGGAGCCAAUGCUAGGACUCACAAAGCUACGCUGAAGGAGCGGAGGCAGGUUGCUCGGGCGACCGCGGCAGUGAAGGAACCAGCCGUUGGCGAGAAGGCCGGAGUGGUCGAGAACGGGAAGGACAAAGAAAGAGUCAUGAUUAUCGGUGGUGAUGGGUACUGCGGUUGGGCAACAGCAUUGCACCUCUCAGCUCGGGGGCACGAGGUUGCAAUUGUGGACAAUUUGGUCAGGCGCACUUUCGAUGACCAGUUGGGCCUCCAGACACUGACUCCCAUUUCAUCGGUGCACACACGGGUGAAGAAGUGGAAGCAGAUCAAGAACAAGGACAUCAAGCUGUUUGUUGGCGAUGUGUGCGAGUUCGACUUUCUGGCAGAUGCAUUCCAGCAAUUCGAGCCAGACGCGGUCGUCCACUUCGGGGAGCAGCGCUCAGCGCCCUACUCAAUGAUCGACCGCUCGCGCGCCGUCUUCACGCAGCACAACAACGUCAUCGGCACGCUCAACGUCAUGUUUGCAAUUAAGGAGUUUGCUCCGCAGUGCCACUUGGUCAAGCUGGGGACGAUGGGCGAGUACGGCACGCCCAACAUCGACAUCGAGGAGGGCUUUAUCGAGAUUACGCACAACGGGCGCAAGGACGUGCUGCCGUUCCCCAAGCAGGGCGGCUCCUUCUACCACCUGAGCAAGGUCCACGACUCGCACAACAUCGCGUUCGCGUGCAAGGCCUGGGGAAUUCGUGCCACGGACCUGAAUCAGGGUGUCGUGUACGGAGUCAAAACGGAGGAGACGUCGCUGGACGAGGCGCUGAUCAACCGGUUGGACUAUGACGGCGUGUUCGGCACAGCGCUGAACCGCUUUUGCGUCCAGGCAGCAGUGGGGCAUCCGCUGACCAUCUACGGAAAGGGGGGGCAGACCCGGGGUUACUUGGACAUCCGGGACACCGUCCGCUGCCUGGAGCUGGCCAUCACGCGGCCCGCCAAGCUGGGCGAGUUCCGCGUGUUCAACCAGUUCACGGAGCAGUUCAGCGUGCGGGACCUUGCCAAGCUGGUCACCGAGGCGGGGCGCAAGCUGGGGCUAGAAGUCAAGUCGAUCAACGUCGAGAACCCCCGUGUUGAAGCGGAGGAGCACUACUACAACGCGAAGCACUCGAAGCUGAUUGACAUGGGGCUGGAACCGCACUACCUGAACGACUCCCUGCUAGACUCGCUAGUCAAUGUCGCGAUUCAAUACAAGGAUCGGGUCGACUACGAGCAGAUCAUGCCCGGCGUGUCCUGGAAAAAGAUUGGCGCGAAGCCAAGGACGGGAGUCGCUCUCGCCAAGUCAUAGUGUGAAUGGUACGCAUGGCCGCAAGUAUCCAGUACUACGCAGUUGCGAGCACGGUCCUGUCUGGGGUAGGCCGCGCUGAUUAUGAGCUGGGUGCAGGAUUUUUCCAGUCCAAAAUCUUACAUUGCCAUAAUAAGAUGAUGCCGUAGGGUGAGUCAGGCCAGGUCAAACGAGUCGAGCUGGUCAGCUUGAACUUGCAUCCACUUUUCGAGCUUGGGUGUGCCAGAAGUAAAGGACGGCUGUCCCAUGUUGAGUCAAUGGCUGUACAUUGCGGUCACUUCUUGCCGCCGUCACUGGCAAUCAGCCAUCUGAGAUGAUGGGAACAGACUCAACCAUUAGUAACCAUC